Didymosphaeria variabile is the source of this 1107-nucleotide messenger RNA. RefSeq lists its product as uncharacterized. Lineage: Eukaryota; Fungi; Ascomycota; Dothideomycetes; Pleosporales; Didymosphaeriaceae. The record is from RefSeq and is a predicted model, not a curated record. The transcript has a single exon. The coding region runs from base 1 to 1107 and encodes 368 amino acids.
AUGGUUCAGAACGGUGCCUCUCUACACAACAUCGAUAGAACCAAAGCAAUGUUCAACCAAGUUAUGAUUCAUCGCAUGGCUGAGAUGAUUGCGCCCUAUGUCGACACUCCCCAGAAACUGGACCAUGGGAUAGCUGCUGUUAUAUCUGCAGCAAAACGCCUACACGGACCAGCUCCUAAGCCGCAGGACGAAGAUCCCGGCUCCGAAGCGGCUGAAGGUGCCUUCGAAGAUGAUAUAGAACAUUCUGUCACACGGGAAGACUCCCCUCAGGAAGAGGCCUCGGCGCCCACGAGAUCUUUCAAGAAGAAGCUAGACCGCAAAUCGAGCAAGAAACAGUGUGCUCAAACGCCGGGUGCAGCUGCCGACAUACCUACAGCCAGAGUCCGAGAACAACGGCUUGUCGAAGUUCCCGGCGGCACCGCAGAGGAUUACGAAGGCCACAACAAGAUAGACAAAAAGGUCUCAAAAUCAUGGCGUUGGGACGUUGAGCAAGAAACUGUAUCUAAUGCAGACACCUCGAACCUAUUCAGAACGACGGGUGACUUGUUCGCAUACCACGCACUACCAAUCGUCCGCCGAGAAUCUGGGCCUUCUACGAAGAGGAGAUUUCUUAGGAUGAAAAUCGAGGCCAUGCUAUCCGAUAUGACACCCGCAGAAUAUCACCUAUGGCUAAGUAGUCGGGACAAGCUAUGGGCUGGAGAUUUAACGAUGCUGCAACGGUUCGUUCCAGGGGAAAGUUCCACCACAAGAGGUUUCGCACGUGCCACUCCGGCGCCAUGCACCCAUGGACGCCUCCGAGAGGAACGUCAAGAUGCAGAACCUCAGGAAACUCUGCGAGAAGCUAGUUCAAGCAAUUCGGCCGUGAUGACCAAAACUGGUCAUCCACCACAGAUCAAGAAAGAAGUUGCAGGGGACAGCAGUGAAAUGACACGCGACACCUUACAUGGAUCACGUGAGGAACCUGGGACAUCACCUCACAUAUGCCCUGCCAUCAGUGAUCCUGCCGCUGAAGAGCCUCGAUUGGUACGUCCCAGCUCUGGUAGCACUGUGCUCAAACAACCGCUAACGACACUUAGGCAUCUGAACAGUGCCUCAAGACGCCUUUGA